AUGGGUAGCAGCACCGCUCGUCGUCUCCGGUGGUGCUUGGCCUCCCCUGCGUGCCUCCUCUUUGCCGUCGCCGUCCUUCUCGCCAUGCCGGGCCUCACCGCCGCCCGCACCCGCCGCUACUCCUUCAAUGUGACAAUGGCGACGGUGACGCGGCUGUGCGUGACGAAGAGCAUCCCCACGGUGAACGGGCGGUUCCCGGGGCCGAAGCUCGUCGCGCGGGAGGGCGACACCCUCGUGGUCAGGGUCACCAACAACAUCAACAACAACGUCACCUUCCACUGGCACGGCGUGCGGCAGCUGCGGAGCGGGUGGGCGGACGGGCCGGCGUUCAUCACGCAGUGCCCGAUCCGCCCCGGCGGCAGCUACGUCUACAGGUUCGCGGUGGCCGGGCAGCGCGGGACGCUGUGGUGGCACGCCCACUUCUCCUGGCUCCGCGCCACGCUCUACGGCCCGCUCGUCAUCCUCCCGCCGCGGGGCGUCGCCUACCCGUCGUUCCCCAGGCCCCACCGCGAGGUGCCCCUCAUGCUCGGUGAGUGGUUCAACGCCGACCCGGAGGCUGUGAUCAGGCAGGCCCUGCAGAUUGGAGGAGGGCCCAACGUCUCCGACGCCUACACCUUCAACGGCCUCCCUGGCCCAACCUACAACUGCUCCUCCAACGACACGUUCAGGCUCAGGGUGAGGCCCGGGAAGACGUACAUGCUUCGGCUCAUCAACGUGGCGCUCAACGACGAGCUCUUCUUCGGGGUGGCCAACCACACGCUGACGGUGGUGCAGGCGGACGCCAGCUACGUCAAGCCGUUCGCCGCCACGACGCUCGUCAUCUCGCCAGGGCAGACCAUGGACGUGCUCCUCACCGCGGCGGCCAACCCGUCCUCCCAGACGUUCGCCAUCGCCGUCGCGCCAUACACCAACACCGUCGGCACGUUCGACAACACCACCGCCGUCGCCGUGCUCGAGUACGCCGCGGGCGCCUCCGCACCGCAGAGCGCCGCCGCGCUCCGGAGACUCCCCCUGCCGGCGCUCCCGGCGUACAACGACACCGGCGCGGUGGCCAACUUCUCGGCGAACUUCCGUAGCCUCGCGAGCGCGCGGUACCCGGCGCGGGUGCCGCGGACGGUGGACCGGCACUUCUUCUUCGCCGUCGGGCUCGGCGCCGACCCGUGCCAGAGCCCCGUGAACGGGACGUGCCAGGGGCCCAACAACACCAGGUUCGCGGCGUCCAUCAACAACGUGUCGUUCGUGAUGCCCAAGACGUCGCUCCUCCAGGCGCACUACCAGCGGCGGUACAACGGCGUGCUCACGGCCAACUUCCCGGCGGCGCCGCGGACGCCGUUCAACUACACCGGCACGCCGCCGAACAACACGUUCGUGACCCACGGCACCAGGGUGGUGCCGCUCGAGUUCAACACCGCCGUCGAGGUGGUGCUGCAGGACACCAGCAUCCAGGGCGCCGAGAGCCACCCGCUGCACCUGCACGGCUACGACUUCUUCGUCGUCGGCACGGGGUCCGGCAACUACGACGCCGGCAACGACACCGCCAAGUACAACCUCGUCGACCCCGUGCAGCGGAACACCAUCAGCGUGCCCACCGCCGGCUGGGUCGCCAUACGAUUCGUCGCCGACAACCCCGGCGUUUGGCUGAUGCAUUGCCACUUGGACGUGCACUUGAGCUGGGGCUUGUCCAUGGCGUGGCUCGUCAACGACGGGCCACUGCCGAAUCAGAAGCUGCCGCCUCCGCCGUCAGAUUUCCCGAGGUGCUCAUAGUCUACGGCGCAGAUCGAUCGGUGGCGUUUUUGGUUCCGUGCCAUGCGUGCUCGUACAAGGUCAAGCCCGCGGUGGGUCGAGAGAGGAAUAUAUCGACUUGAUCGGUUUGGUGUGAAAUCGUGUACCAUUUUGUGUUUUUUGUUGUGUUCUCUCGAGCAGUCAAGCUAGAGACAGGGAAAAGAUCGAUGUAAGCUCACAAUAGCUCAUUUGGGUGGUGUUGUGCAGUUCAUUGUAUGAUUAUAUAUAUAUUCUUUUAU
Oryza brachyantha (malo sina) is the source of this 2021-nucleotide messenger RNA. RefSeq names its product putative laccase-11. Lineage: Eukaryota; Viridiplantae; Streptophyta; Magnoliopsida; Poales; Poaceae. The coding region runs from base 1 to 1764 and encodes 587 amino acids. Gene Ontology annotation, biological process: lignin catabolic process. The record is from RefSeq and is a predicted model, not a curated record. Gene Ontology annotation, cellular component: apoplast. Gene Ontology annotation, molecular function: copper ion binding; hydroquinone:oxygen oxidoreductase activity. The transcript has 6 exons.